AACCCCGAUGUAAAAUAUUAGCAAUACAUCCAAAUGUACUGUAUCAAUCAACCCUCCUUUCUCUCUCUUUCAUCUCCUUUGCUUCUCCAAAACCCCUCAAAAAACAUAAAAGCCAGAACAGCAGAUCAAAGCUCGAUCAGAAGAUUAAAGAAAAAAUUAAAAAAUACCGAAAAUACCCUUCAUGAUUCUCACGUCCCACCACCACAAAUCCUUUCUUCAAUCAAACUCCUCUCUCCAAUAUUCUAGUCGUUCUCCUUCCCUUCUGUAAAAAUCCUUCCCAAAAUACCCCUCCCUUCUUACAUUAUACCUUUUUCUUCUCAAAUUGCCAUCGCCCAUGACAGAAGUCCUCCAAUCCCCCUCUCACUUCCCUUCAUCCCCAAGCUCUUUAUCCUGCGCACCCCACGACUCCUUAUCCUGUGCACCAAAUGAUGCUACCUCGCCCCACAUCACACCAUCCCUUUUGAAUCAAGGCCCACCUCCUUCACUUCCUGUAGAAGAAAGCGACACAGAUAAAGAAGAGGAGGAAGAUAGGAAGAAGAAGGAGGAACAGCUAUCGCUCUUAGCGCUGCUUGUGGCCAUCUUCCGGAAGUCGCUUGUGGCGUGCAGGACGGCAGGGGGAAGGCAGGAUCUGCGGUCGAUGGAGAUCGGGUGGCCUACCGACGUGCGGCAUGUCGCCCACGUCACGUUCGACCGGUUUAAUGGGUUCCUUGGGUUGCCAGUCGAGUUCGAGCCUGAGGUCCCGAGGCGGGCACCGAGUGCCAGUGCGAAUGUUUUUGGAGUUUCUACAGAAUCUAUGCAAUGUUCCUAUGACUCUAGAGGGAAUAGCGUGCCAACAAUACUCCUGCUGAUGCAGAGACGCUUAUAUUCACAAGGAGGUCUUCAAGCUGAAGGCAUAUUCAGAAUCAAUGCUGAGAAUAGCCAAGAGGAAUAUGUUAGAGAUCAGCUAAAUAGGGGGAUUGUUCCUGAUGGCAUUGAUGUGCACUGUUUGGCGGGUUUGAUAAAGGCUUGGUUUAGAGAGCUUCCGAAUGGGGUGUUGGACUCUCUUGCGCCCGAGCAGGUAAUGCAAUGUCAGUCGGAGGAGGAGUGUGCUCAACUCAUGAGGCUUCUACCGCCAACCGAGGCUGCUCUAAUGGAUUGGGCUGUCAAUCUGAUGGCUGAUGUCGUUCAAGAGGAGCAUCAAAACAAGAUGAAUGCCCGCAAUGUCGCGAUGGUUUUUGCCCCCAACAUGACUCAGAUGGCGGAUCCUUUGACUGCACUAAUGUAUGCGGUGCAAGUGAUGAAUUUUCUUAAGAUGCUGAUCAUAAAGACACUCAAAGAGAGGGAGGAUCCUGUGUUAGCGGCCGCUUCAGCUUCCCAUUCAGACCCAUCUGAUGAGAAUGGCCGCCACAGCCCGUCGCAGCCUUGUCUGGAGGUCCCUGGUAAUGAAGAUGGAGAGGCAGACCGUGCCUUUGUUACUGAAGAACCCGUCUUAGACAGUCAUGCACCCAGCGCUGAAGAAAAUUCCACAACCGACGAUGCGGAUGAUGGUAUUCUAACGUCAAGUGAGAAGGCUGUCCUGGAUGGAAACGGGGUUUCUAACGAUGAUGCUAGCACCCCAACAAACAGGGCAGAAACUGCUGUUAAUGCUUCAAAAACGGGUGUGCAAGUCAACACCCGGAGAAGUAAGGCAGGCCAGUCAAGUAAUUUGAAUCUUAGGAAAAGUCCAAGGAGAGUUGGCGGGCUGCCAUCCCUUGUUCGGGCCCCGUCACCACCAGCUGAGAAGUCAAAGGGUGCCAGCAUUGUCAGCCGUAUAAAUUCGAGGGUCGAGCGAGUGGAAGCUUGGCGAUGAAAUGGAUGGCUCUGAUGGUGGUGGCCUGACCUGACCCACACGCAUGUUGUCACUGUAAGUUUCUGUUUGGUUUGUCCCUGUCUUUGGCUUUAGUUUGGAAGUUUGAGAUUGCUUGGCUUCUCUUUUUUUUUUUUCCUGAUUUCAUGAAAAGAUGGUUUCACAGUGUCAUCCCACACUAACUGUUUCUGUUUCGAAAGAACGACUUUCUGCCC
This is a messenger RNA of Magnolia sinica, 2040 nucleotides long. RefSeq names its product rho GTPase-activating protein 5-like. The record is from RefSeq and is a predicted model, not a curated record. Bases 335 to 1828 code for a protein of 497 amino acids. Gene Ontology annotation, biological process: signal transduction. Lineage: Eukaryota; Viridiplantae; Streptophyta; Magnoliopsida; Magnoliales; Magnoliaceae. Gene Ontology annotation, molecular function: GTPase activator activity. The transcript has 5 exons.